CAGGAGCUCAAGGACGGGCUCCAGCACGUGCUCGCCGCCUCGCGGGAGAAGAGCGCGUUGCUGAAGACAAGCGUGGCGGCGUUCGAGACGGAGUGCGGCUUCGUGAACGGCCAGCUGAAGCUGUUGCCGGAGGACGCCGCGGGCCGCGAGCGGAUGGGCCAGCUCUCGGCCAGCCUCCGGGAGGAGGCGGAGGAGUGCAAGGCGGUCCUGCAGAAGGCCACGGAGCAGUGCGAGCGCACGCAAAAGUACUUCAGCAUCUCCGAGAAGGCAGCGGCGAACCUGCCGCCGUGCGAGCAGUUCUUCGGCCACAUCGCCGCCUUCCUGGACCAGCUGUCGGCGGCGUGGCUGGACAUCUCGGAAGAACCCCGCGAAGUGGCAGCAGUUCGGCGUCACGGCACCGGACAGAG
This is a messenger RNA of Prorocentrum cordatum, 407 nucleotides long. The record is from the annotation of a GenBank genome assembly. NCBI's taxonomy places the organism in Eukaryota, Dinophyceae, Prorocentrales, Prorocentraceae.